AUGGCUUCCGUGUGUCAGGCGUUAAAAGAUUUCAGCGACAAAUUGUAUGCGAAAGUUGUGGAGUCCCAGGGAGGCAAUUAUCACAAUGUGUUUGUUUCCCCGGUGAGUAUCUACGCGGCGAUGUCGAUGGUCCUAGCUGGUAGCCAAGGGGAAACCAAACGUGAGAUGUUGUCAGCUUUGCAACUGGCCGCGGGUAUGAGUCAAGAAACACAUCAUAAUAGCAUUGGAACUACCAUUCGUAGCUGUUUCGAAUCGACUCCAGGUGUUACGGUUUCGGUCGGAAACCGGCUUUUUGCCGAACAAAAUGCACCCAUCAAUGCCGAGUACAAAUCGUUGUUGCUCAAAGACUACCAGGCAGACACGGAAAAUGUGGAUUUCCUUGCUGAUGCAGAAUCCGCACGCAAACGCAUCAACAAGUGGGUUAGCGAGCAAACGAAAGAAAAAAUACAAGAGUUAUUCCCGCCGGGAUCUUUGAGAUCGGAUUCAUGUGUAGCUAUCACAAAUGCUUUAUAUUUCAAAGGAUCGUGGGAGAUUGCCUUCCCGAAGGAGGUAACUGGGCAACACGAUUUCUACCUUCUGAAUGGAACCAAGAAGAAAAUGAAAAUGAUGUAUAAAGAGGAUGAUUUCAAAUCAACAGUUGACGAGGAAGGUGCCACGGCUGCUGCGGCUACUGGAGCAAUUGCGACUUUCUGUUGCAUAAUGCCAUCUAUGCAGGUCCGUGUGGUUCAUCCGUUCUUUGUGGCCCUAGUUUACGAUGAUAAAAUACCUAUAUUCAUGGGCCAUGUCCUUGAUCCGGAGGAGAACUAA
Molecule: messenger RNA, 807 nt
Organism: Echinostoma caproni
Lineage: Eukaryota; Metazoa; Platyhelminthes; Trematoda; Plagiorchiida; Echinostomatidae
Source: the annotation of a GenBank genome assembly